This is a messenger RNA of Planococcus citri (citrus mealybug), 12451 nucleotides long. RefSeq names its product Thymine DNA glycosylase (gene Tdg). The transcript has 6 exons. The record is from RefSeq and is a predicted model, not a curated record. Gene Ontology annotation, molecular function: uracil DNA N-glycosylase activity; pyrimidine-specific mismatch base pair DNA N-glycosylase activity. Gene Ontology annotation, cellular component: nucleus. Gene Ontology annotation, biological process: base-excision repair, AP site formation. Lineage: Eukaryota; Metazoa; Arthropoda; Insecta; Hemiptera; Pseudococcidae. Bases 408 to 2345 code for a protein of 645 amino acids.
AUCGUCGCUCUAGGAAAAUAUACUCCAUCUUAUCCGCAAAAUGAAUAAUACUGAAAUUUUCAUCGUCAAUUCAAAUAUUUUCAGUUUUCCAAACACCUAAACUGAUUCGUAUUAUCAAACAGUCGGAUUUUGAUGGCUGAUGGCUGAUUUUGUUAAAUAGGAAUUACUGAAGCGAAGCAGGAAUUAACAUUUAUUUUUCGCAAAAAUGCAACGAUUUAGUUUUUAAGUAACCACGAUUCCUUAAAAUGUAACCGCUUUAUAGAACAGUUAGCUCAAUUUUUGGCGAGUUUCGAGUAAUACACGUUUGUAGUGGAUUUUUCCAACAUUUCUGAAAAAACAUGUGUUCAACGUCGCUGCUAAACAUAUUGUUACGAUUGUAUUCGAAAUAUUGUUAAUAUAGAAUCAAAAUGACCGAAAUGGAAGACGAUCUUAUUUUAGAAUCAGUCACAUAUUUCAAGUAUCCGUCUUCAACCAAUGAAAAUGAAAUGAGCUUUGAUCCUGCGAAAGUGAAAGAAGAAGCGUCCGAGAGUAGUACCGAAGCUUACGAAUCCAACGACUACCCACCUCCCGCUGAAAACUACCCGUUUAAUAAUUAUUCGUCGUAUUUUCCGCACCAAAAUAAUCAAUGUCACUACGAAAAUAAUGGCUACGGUCAGUACAACAAUUACCCGAUUAAACAAGAAAUAAAAUCUGAAUACAAUGAUUAUUGCAAUAAAGAACAAGACUGUUAUUCGUCUCCGCUUUCGUAUAUGAAUACGCAAUAUGGUUAUCAACACCCACCUCCGCCGCCUCCGCAACAGCAGCCCUAUCAAAAUGGUCAAUAUUGGAACGGAUGGUCUCAACCGUAUCAAGAACAGUCAUGUUGUUCCCCUCAGAGUGUCUCUAGUCCGGCACCUUUUCCGGAAUUGAAAUCACCUCAGCCGUUCGGUGAUAAUAAUGGCGCAAAGAAACGAGGUCGAAAAAAGAAAAUUAAAGUCGAGCCGGACGAUGGGGCAUCCACAUCGAGUAACUUUUCAGUCGACAUGUCGCAACUAUCCAACGAUAACGAUCGCGGUGAUAUAAAAACCUUGGUUAAAGAACGCCGGAAACACGAUCGAUUCAACGGUAUGCCGGAAGAAGAAGUAUCCAAACGUACGUUACCGGAUUUACUGGCGUCGAAUUUGGAUAUCGUUAUAAUCGGUAUAAAUCCGGGCUUAUUCGCCGCCUACAAAGGUCACCACUACGCCGGGCCUGGUAAUCACUUUUGGAAAUGUCUAUAUUUAUCCGGGCUAAUCGGCGAACAGCUGACGGCCGACGACGACUAUAAACUUCUUCAGUGGGGCAUCGGGUUUACGAAUAUGGUCGAGAGAGCCACCAAAGGCAGUUCGGAUCUGACACGUAAGGAGAUCCGCGAAGGAGGCCAAAUACUGUUAGAGAAGUUACAAAAAUUCAAACCUAAGAUAGCGGUAUUUAAUGGGAAACUGAUAUUCGAAGUAUUUAGCGGUAAAAAAGAAUUCAAUUUCGGUCGCCAGCCGGAUUUCGUCGAUGGCACCAAUACGUAUAUGUGGGUGAUGCCGUCAUCGAGCGCGCGUUGCGCUCAAUUGCCUCGAGCUUCUGAUAAGGUACCGUAUUACACGGCGUUGAAGAAAUUUCGCGAUUAUCUGAACGGCGCCGUAUCGGUGCUGGACGAGAACGAUAUCGUGUUCCAGUACUGUAAAUUGAAAACGUUUCCGCGACACCCCAAAGAAGAGAUUAAAGUCGAAGAAGAAGAAUUAGACGACGACGAGUUGGGCUCGCCGUCUAAAUUCCGAGACGAUUUAGCUCCUGUGAAAAGACGUAAAUCGAAAUGCGAGAUUAAACCAGCCGAGACUACUACGACGACGACGACACCGACCGCGUUCAAUAACGACGGUACGGUGAUCGUGAAAAAGAAACGUGGCCGACCUAAGAAAAUACGACCAUCCGAAGAUACUACGUCAACUCCUCCGACGCCGACCAACGGUACUCCAGCUGCAGCUGUAUCCGUCGCUCCAUUCACCGUCGAAAAUGUUAACGCGAUUAAUAACAACGCUCCGGCCACGUCUGCUGCUGCGUCCAACUCCAAUUCGUCGGUGCCCACCACUCCGGUCAAUACUUCCAAGUAUUUCUCCAACGAAGUCCACUCGCCUGGAUAUUGCCACAGUAAUAACUAUUCGCCUUCAUAUCAACAUCAGUUUUCGUCACCUAGUGAUGCCGGAUACUAUAGUCAGAAUUCCUUAGAAUCAGCUUUCAACACAUUUGAUUUCCAUCCGUCGGAAAUACAAUCGCAUUUACGUAGCUUUUUACCAUCAUCCAAACCCGAAUCCGCGUGUUCGUUGAAUGAAUAAACCUCUCCCCAUGUUUUUUUGUUUAUCCUACCGUCUUUUUUUUUCUCUCGUAAUCACGCCAUCUGAAUCCUUCUAUCCUACAUACAUCUCAUCUAUUUUCUACGCUUGUUUUUUCCGAUUCCAAAGCUCGAAUUUCUGAAUUACCUCAUUCUAUAAUCGCGGGUGAUUUACUGGCAUUGCCAUCGUCAGCUGGAUUGGUUUAAUUAACAGGUAUGUGAUAACAAUAUUCUUCUAGCUUGUUGUUGGUGUUCUUAUCUGCGACUUUUUUUUAUUUUUUCGUUCUUGGUUUUGUUAAUUUCGUAUCGUUGUUGCGUUAUUGUUGGUUCAACCAUGUACGACUCGUUAGGUGGUAUUUCACAAUCCGCAUCAUAGGUACCUACCAAAAAAUUUUCAAUUUUUACACGUUUUUCUAUUUUUCAUUUUGUUACUGGUUUGUUGGAGAUGACGUUAGAAAUAUUCCACAUUUUAUUAAGUCGAACAGUAUUGAUUGUUAUCGCAUCGAAACGGAAAUAGCUGUGUUUAUUUUACGCUGUCCAAGUUUCCUGUCCGGUGUGUAUUCGUAAAGCUACCGUUCGUUCGGUGGUCGAUUCGACGAUGCAUUUUUUAUUAACACCACGUAGGUACUAGGUACUACGUUCGUCGUCGUCAUCGUCAUCGUCCUGCUGCCUGCCUGCCUGCGUAAUUCACGCUAACUUUCACAAGCUCCAGAAUAUUCAAAAACUAAUAGGAAUUAUUUACGAUGCGUUGGAAAACGACUGUGUAUCUACGGUGGAAAUUCCAACGUCGAGAAGGCCAGCAGGGGGAGGGGGAGAUAAGGAUUUUUGUAAAUAGAACAGUCGAGUUGAAAUUUAAGGUGGAAAAAUCGAUCGUAUUAGGUUCGAGAGUUGAUUUUUUUUCACCGAUGAAUAGGUCGAGUUGAAAAUCUGUAACCGGUUAAUUUUUUGAUUACGAGAGUUUUCAGUUUGAGGUCGUAAAUUUGAACGAAAAAGAACCCUUUUUCCAUGCUUCUUUUCCACGCGUUCUUCUACCAGUUUCUUUUUCUUUCUCUCUUUCAACCUUCGCUGUGACGUCAUUGCUGUUUUCGGUGAAGUUAUUUUUUUUUUUUUUGGGAAGCAAUGCGAGGGAUUAGGAUCGGAAAAUGGGGAUUUUCGUUCAAAAAUGAUUUGUCUAACUUUCGUAUGCGUUUUUCAAAUAAUUUCAGGUUCCGAUUUUUCGAUCAAUGUGAUAUUGUUCGUUCUUCGGUUUCAUUAUACCCUAUUUCUCUUGCCUUCUUUUUACAACUGAAGAGUAUUUUCAAAAAUCCAGUCUUUAUUGAAGAGGCUAAUCGAGACUCUCCACCGUUUAAAAACCCUACAUCUCGAGUAUCAACUAUUGAAAUUCGAUGAACGAAGAAUUCCCUACACUUCCAUGCUCCUUGUUUUCACGUUUCUUCAUUUCAUCAUCGUCAUCAUCGUCAUCACCCUUUGCUAUGACAUCAUAACGGUUUUCAGCAAAGGUUUUUUUUCUCCUGAAAAAACGUAGAAAAUUAGGGAUCGGAAUGUAGGGUAUUUUUUUUGUUUCCUCGAUUUUCUGUUACGUCAGAUUAGCCGUCUAUUUAAAAAUCCAAAAUUAUUAUUUUCAAAUUUUGCCUAAAUUCAGAAAUAUUACAUCUUUUUUUUUUGAAAAUUCGUGGGAAAAUUUUGACUUCGAGUCAGUAAGCCCCCCCCCCAUCCUACUUUUUUCUUUCACUUUGAACCAAAACCAAAACAAUUCAAAAUAAACAAAUAAGUAUUAUUAGUUCUUCUUCCAUGCUCCUUUUGCCUGCUUUCUUUUGCUUUUCGUCGUUCAUCGUCGUCGUCGUAGAGCUUUGCUGUGACGUCAUAAUGGUCUUCAGCAAAGUUUCCCCCUUUUUUGCAAAAGAAAAAAAUGCAAGGGAUUAGGAUCGGAAUGCAAGGAUCUUCGUACUUUUUAAGUACAUAAUUAAAAUUAUUUUAUUAGUAGAUAAAUUUUAAAUUAAUUAAAAAACAUUUUUAUUGCCCUUCUUCUCUAGGGGUUAAAAAUAUUAGGGAUCUAUAAAUUGGAGAUUUCUCUCUAUUCCAUGCUCCUUUUGCCUGCGUUUCUCCUCAUCUUCUUCGAUUUCGUCUUCGUUUUCUUCUCGCUUCGUCGUGACAUCAUUGCGGUCAUUGGCGAAGUUUCAUUUUUUUUUUUCUCGGGGAAAUGCACGGAAUUGGGAUCGGAAUUGGGGAGAUUUCUUUCAGAAAAUAUUAGAUUGAAUAAUUAACUCGAAAUUAAAUUAAUACUUUAGUUUGAAUUUCAAUUCUUGUCCCCCUUCCUCCUUUGAUAAUCAAUGAUCGAACGAUCGAUAAACGAAAAUUUUCUCAUUUCCAUGCUCUUUUGACUCGCGUUCCUCCACGUUCUUCGUCGUCGUUUUCAACUUUUAGCUUUGCUGUGACGUCAUUGCGGUCAUUGUCAAAGAUUCUUCAAUUUUUGGGAGGUUCGUGAAGAAACUAGAUCGGAGAUUUGGAAGUUCGUGUGGGUUUGAUCGAUGUUUUUGAGGAUUCAAGUUUUCAACUUUCAUUUUUAAAAAGUCUUGUUAAUUUAUCAGUACAAAAUUGCCAUUUAAAGGAUAAAAAAAAUUCUAUUUUCCAUGCUGUAAUAUCCUGCGUUCGUCCAUUUUAAGUUCUUCGUUUUCUUCUUCCUUUCGCUUUGCUGUGACGUCAUUGCUGUCAUUGGCAAAGUUUCAUAAUUUUUUUGGAAGUUCGCUAGGAAAUUAUAUCGGAAAAUGUGAAGCUUUUUUUGAUUUUUUUUGGAAAAUUUCAAGUUUUUUUCCAAAAUGUAUGAAACACUGUUAAAUUAAUUAAAAGUUGAAAUGCUCGAAUAAAAAAUUUCCAUUUUCCAUGCUCCUUUGGACUGCAUUUCUCUACCUCGUACGAUGAUUUUUUCUUGAUUUUUCACUUCGCUAUGAAAUCAUUGCCGUCAUUAGUGAAGUUUCAUUUUUUUUUUCAUGGAGAAUCGUCAGAAAAUUGGAUCGGAAAAUAGAAGGUUUUAUUCGAGAGAGGAGAGGGGGAAGAAGGGUUCAAAAAAAUUGAAUAGUUGUCGUGCUUGAGCCACGUCUCGAGUCGAUAUAAUUAAAUUGCAUUAACACAUUGUUAGAAAGGGUUUUCGAAAUGAAAGUUAUAGUUGAAUCAAAAUCUAGAAUUUUGAGAACAAGAAAGACCUUUUUUCCAUGCUCCUUAGCCUCACGACUUUUUCACCUCGGUUUCUUUCUUCUUCUUUCUUUCUAGCUUUGCUGUAACGUCAUUGCAGUUUUCGGCAAAGUUUCAUUUUUUUUUCUCGAAAAACCGUGCGUGUUUUGGAUCGGAACAUUGGUACUUUCUGUUCGAUUAAAAUUCUUAUUUUGAUGAGGUAUUUUUUCAUCUGAGACCUAUUAUGAUCUCUGUGCAGAUCACAGAAUUUUUAAAAAAAUCUUAAGUAUGGUUUUUGGUGGGAGAAAAAUGAAAGGAAAAAGUAGGAUCUUCGUAACACCAGGAGCAGGACAACUUCAAACCUCGAAAUUGACCCAAAAAAGUCAAAAAAUUUACGACGCGAACUCUUCGAAGCUAUUAAAAUAUAGGGUAAAAAAAAAAUGCAAAUCCAGAAUCACAUUCAUCAGUAGUAGUAGAGAUAUCUCUGUACUACGAUGAGGAAGAAGAAAAAAAAUCAAUUCUCUAUACGAUCCGACCUAGCUUUUUUUCCACCAGGUCUACCACCAUUCGGUACCCCUGUCCCCUGCGGCCUGCGGGCCUUUACGAGGGGUAAAAAGAAUAUCCAUCAAAAUAACCUCUUUAAAAUGAAUCGUCUAGUUACUCGUAUAUAGAUAUAUAUUGCCUCUCUGGUCGAAGCACAGCCAUUACACCGUUGACCCCCUUUCUCAUGCGCCCCCUUGUGCUGCCCCUUUCUACUCAGGCAGACUAACUCGGUCGUACGAGUAAAGAGAGAAAAUAAAUGCAAGCAAAAAGCAAAAUGCGACGAUAUAAAAUCGAUCGCUGCCGACGACGUGUAUCGUCAACACAACUGCGUGUGCUGCGAGCUUUCGGGGGUUGUGGGAGGGGGAGGGGGAGUAAAGAGAUAGGGGGCCGAGAGCAGGACGAGAACGAUACGUCACCGGACACAGCAGCAUCAGCUUUUUUUCCAGAACAUGUACCUGUUAAUUUAAGAGUAACGGACGUGUGUAAAAACCCAGUGAGACCGGAGAGCUUUUACAUUAUGUUCCGGUGAUGUGAUGUGCUGUGUGUAUAGUGUGUGUAUUAUGCUGCGAGUAAUUCUUUAUCUGGUCCUGGUCGUUUGUGCAUGUGUGUAAAACACUGUCUAUCUUUUUGGUGAAAUUGUGUAUUGAGAGAGUGUGUGUGUGUGAUGGGUUUAAAAAAAAAGAAAAAAGAGGAGAGGAAAGGAACAGGACCUAUCGUGUGUGAGUGUGGAAUACUUCUCUGUCUCUAUACCCAGUUCGCCGAGUAUCGAGAUUGGACCUUGAGAUAGUGUACAGGGUGUUUCGUUGAGUGGAGGAUCUCUUUCGAUGUGCCAUGUAGGCAGCACUCAUGUCGAGUGUAAUGUUCUGUUUGCCUUGUAUCGGAUUCCAGGGACAGAUAUCGAUCUUUUGCUCGAUGAAAUACAUAGAAGCUCUCGUUUUUGUUUUGUAUGAUUUCCGUAGCUGAUUUUGAGCCUCGAGAAGUUUCGAUAAUCGAAGAAGGUUUUCAUGCUUAGAAAUUUUAGGGAAUUUUGGUAUUUUACCUCCUAAAUUAUAGACGGAUUUUUACGUGUUUCAUUUUGGUUAUUCUGUUAUUGUGAUUUUUAAUGAACUUUUCAAAGCAAGUCUCCCUUCAGGCACCUUUGCAUAGAAAACUCAAAAAAAGUUUGUUGUAUUAUUGUUACCCAUUGGCAUUGCUGAUUGAAUAUUUUCCCAAUGUCGAAAAUGUAUCGAUAUUCAAAUUUUCCACAAAUCGAUAUUUCUUACGAUAAUUUUAGGAUUUUGAAAAAUUUUAAUUGUGAGAGUAAGGAAUGAAAAUGUAUGUACAUAGUACAUAAUUGUGAAUUCAGAAUGUUUACAGUAAGUAUCGAUCUAUCGAUAUUCGAUUAUCGAAUUUUUGCGAAUCGAUGUUUUCUUCUAUACCGAUAUGCAGUUUAGGAUGUUGAAAUUUCCAUCAUCUAUUGCUUGAAUUUCCCUUGUAUCGAUGUAUCGAUAAUCGAUAUUUUCCUGAUGUCGAUAUAUCGACAAUCGAUAUUUCCCCGAUAUCGAUAAUGUUUAAGUUAUCGAAAUUUCAAUAAUCCAUCACUUUUAAAUUUGAUAUUUUUUUUGGUUUUUAAAGCUUCAAAAAUUGAUUGAAUUUCAGAUUUUAAGAAACGAUUAAAAGUUCGAGUUGUAUGCUCAUUGUGACCAAAAUUGAUUAAUCGAUUCUCUGCCGACGAAUUUGUAUUAAAAUUUAAAUAUUCGAAACCUAUGCCGAAUGAUUUCCCAAAAGAUUUAUUUAAAAACUAAUCGAUUUAACGAUUCGAAGGUGCAAAUUGAAAGUAUCGAUUUACUUUCGAAAUCGGUCUUGAUUGAAAAUCGAUUAACUUUCGAUUAAGAAUACGUGAUGAAUUGCUUCUUCAUUCCGUUUCAAAAAAGACGAUUAUGAAAGAAAAUUUCUAGCUUUGUAGUUUGACUGAUCGAUCGAUGCUUUCUAAAAAUCGAAUCCAUUCGAUUGAAGGUAUCGAGUUUUCAGUCGAUUCGAUUUCGAUUAAGAAUCAAUAAAUGCCGAAUUGUCGAUUUUCAAUUUUUUUUAGUUUGACUGAUCGAUCGAUGCUUUUUAAAAAUCGAAUCCAUUCGAUUGAAGGUAUCGAGUUUUCAGUCGAUUCGAUUUCGAUUAAAAAUCAAUAAAUGCCGAAUUGUCGAUUUUCAAUUUUUUUUAAUUUGAUCGAUCGAUGCUUUUUAAAAAUCGAAUCCAUUCGAUUGAAGGUAUCGAUUCGAUUUCGAUCAAGAAUCAAUAAAUAUCGAAUUGUCGAUUUUCAAUUUUUUUUAGUUCGACUGAUCGAUUGAUGCUUUUUAAGAGUCGAAUCCAUUCGAUAAAAGGUAUCGAUUUUUCAGUUGAUUCAAUUUCGAUUAAGAAUCAAUAAAAAUGUCAAUUUUCAAAUUUUUUUCUAGUUUGAGUUUGACUGAUUGAUCGAUGCUUUUCAAAAAUCGAAUCCAUUCGAUUGAAAGCAUCGAUUUUUCAGUCGAUUCGAUUUCGAUUAAGAAUCAAUAAAUGUUGAUUUAAAUUUUUUGUAGGUAAUUUUAAGAAUAUUUCACACUUGAUGAUUGAUUUUGAUAAAAAUUUUGAAAAUUGAUGAACGAUCUAUAUUUUUUGAAAAUCUGGUACCUAUCCAACCUAUUGAAAUGGUAAAUGAUGAAAAUUUUUUUUCCCAUUUUGGCUUAUCAAAACAUAUCAAAACCCCUUAUCCUUGGACACCUUGUAUGAAUUAAAAUUUUGGAUUGUGUAGUCGAUAGAUCGAUAUUUUCCGAAAGUCAAUUCCAAAUUGCAUAAUCGAUCGAUUUUUCGGUCUACUUUUGAUUAAAAAUCGAUAAUAUAAUCGAUCGAUUUUUCGAUCAACUUUCAAUAUUAAAAAUCGAUAAAUUAUGUCGAUUUUCGUUUUUUAUUCAAGGAAUGAUUUUUAUAGAAAAUUGAAAUUUCAAUUUUCAAAUCGCGUAAUCGGUCGAUUAUUUGGUCGACUUCGAUUAAAAAUCGAUAAAAGUCGAUUUUCAGUCUUUUGAAGAAGAUUUUGUUUGAAAAUUCAAAACUUUUUAAUUGACCAAUUUUUUUUUAGAAACGAUUAUAAAAGAAAAUUAAUUAGUUCUGAAUCGGUAAUUAAUCGAUUAUUUAUAAAUCGAUAAAAGUCGAUUUUCAUAUUUUUCGAAGAUGUUUUUUUUAAAAAAUUCUUUUUUGGAUAAGAUUGAACAUUUUGAAUUGGGUGAUCUGUCGACUGACUGAUAUUUUUCUAAAAAAUCGUUCAAAAUUGCUCAAUAUUUUACUAAAAUUUAUUUUAUUUGAUGUAUGCCUCCCUUACUCCGUCACAAUUCCACGUGAAAUUGUUGUAACAGUUUUCUACGGUUUUAGAUUGAAAUUUCAAAAAAAAAAAUUCAAACCCCUUCGAGCUACCCCUGGAAUCCGUUGAUUGGGCAAACAAAUCGCAUAGAUUAUUAAACAGCACAAUAACUUUUGGAACACCCUGUAUGAGUUGAGUAGUUCGAAAAAGAGCUUUUUCCAUCGCACCCCUGACGACUUUAUUUUACAUUUUUCUUCACUUUCCCACCGAUCCGUUGCAAAAUGGCGAUUAUCUUGUUUUACCUAAAUUACCUACCCUAUUUACCUUUACCUACACAUCUAUAGAGUGAAAAAAACAAGAAAAAACAUGGCUUUUUUCUACAUUGUACUUAAAUAGUAUUUAUAUCUGGUAUUAUUUAUAGGUGAAAAUUAAAGGAAAAAAAAGAAAAUGUUUUAUAUACGUACGAUAGCGAAUGUGUAUUUAUUCUGCGUAUGGUCUUACCAAAUUAUUAUUCUACAUAAAAUAAUAUAUAUAAGACAAACGCAGAUAUUAUAACUUAUAUACGUAAAAAAAAUCUUUCGUGUUUUUUUUAUCAUUAUUAUUACUAUUAAUAAUAAUUUACAUAAUUUCUUCUUUUUUUUUUCGUUAGUUAAUUUUUUUCGUUUUUUCAUUUUGUUGUUAUUCCUUCCGCAUAGUGAUAUUUGAUUUUUUAUAUGUACUUUUUAUUUCAUCAUUAUAAUAUAUUUGUUACCUUUUACCCGCAAUUCAGAAAAAAAAAAUUCGCUUCAUUAUGUUCGUUUUUUCCCCCUUUCUCUUCUUUUUUUGGUAUUCUUAUUUUUUAUUACGAUAUGAGAUUAUUUUUUUGUUUUGUUCUAUAUUCUUUUUUAUACGUGUUUUGUAAAUUAUUAUCCUUUUCACACGGUUUGUUUUUCUUUUGGUAUACAGGUUUUAAGAGAAAAAUUUCUCGUUUUUUUAAAAAGAAAAUUUUUAUUUAAAAAAAUAAUAUUUAUCUGUGUAAUUAAUUUCUUCUGUUUUUUUUUGUGUAAAUAUAUUUUUAAUUAUUUAAACAAAAACGUAUAGAAUAACAUGAAAAAAAAAAAAUUGCAAUAUCUGUUGACAAAAAAACAUGAAAUACGAAGCUUUUAAAAAAUUAUAUUUAAUUUUCUUUUCUCUCUCUCUCUCUCUCUCUCUUUCUUUACCUAUAUAAAUGUAAAAACGUGUUCGAUAUUAGUAGAUAUCUAUAUAUAGCCGUGGGCAUUUUUUUUUUCGUUUUGUUUAUGAUUAUAAUUACGUAUUUAUUUUUAAUUAUGUGCACAAUAACGUAACCACUAUGCCUGUUAAUCUCUCCUGUUGCAGUUACCUUUCUUUUUAUUGGACUAAUAAUAAUAAUAAUAAUUAAUAAUACCUGUGGAAAUUUAUGAUAUGGUAAUGGCGUUACCGCUCUUUUACUUCUUCAUCUCUGUUAAGUUAUUAGGAAUUUUUUUUACAAUGCCUACGUUAUACGAGUAUUUACCUAUGUGCAUUAUGUUUAGUCUGAGUUUUGUUUUCAUUUUUUUCCUCUCCUAUUAUUUCGCUUGUUAACGUUAUAUUUCGCCGCAUUCGUCGUUGGUUGUUUAAUUUUUGGGCAUUAAAUCCGAAAUUUUGAAACUUGCCUCUUGCCGGUUAUGAUGUAGGAAUGAAUGGUUUAUAUAGAUGGGGGGGGGAGGGAGGAGGGUUGCUCUAGUCAUUUUAUAACUGUUGAUGAAUUAAUUAAAUCUCUUGUUGUAUUUUAUUGAGGGUAUUUUUUCUUCUUCUUCUUCUUCUUCUUCUUCUUCUUCUUCGUAUUAUAUUAGAUUUUAUUUUUGUGAUUUUUUUCCUUUUUUUUCGAGUAUUUUGGACUGAUUUAUCGAAAUGUAGUGUAGGGUUUUCCUUUUCCUUUUUUUUUUUUUUUUGUUCAUUUUACUGGAGAUGAAAAUUAUCAAAUAUCGGCUAAAGUAUACUAUGGUGCUAUAGGAAUUAAUGCUGUGUGCUGCAAAAAAAAAAAUUAACUAGUCCGGUCGAGUUACCAUUGUUGAAUAGUUUUAACGCGAGUAUUUGCACUGUUUUUUUCGAUUAUUUUGUCGAAUUUGAAUGUAAAAGAAGGAUGAGAGGUGUAAAAAUUGGAGGAGGGUUGCAAAGGGGUUGAUUUUUAGAGGGAGUGGUGGGUUGGAGGGUGGAAUUUGUUCGAUUUUGACGAAUAGAUUUAGAGGUGGUGGAUUUUCGUCAAAAGAGGUUAAAAAUCUAGGUUUAAAUUGUGUGUGUGUGGGGGGGGGGUAUUUUCAUGAGAACUUCUCCAUGAAUUAGAAAAAAUUGAUUUGUUUUGAAUUUUCCCCUAUUUUCUUUAACAAUAAUAUAAUUUCAAGUCCUUCCCUUAGCUCUCUCCCUUCUUUCAGUCAUCAUCGAGGCUAGAAAUCAUUGUUAGGGAAGAGAAAAUGAGUCCUAGAGGUGAAAAAGUCCAGCAUUCGACUCAAAAGUCCCGAAAAGUCCAGAUUUUGAGCUGAGAAAAUUGUGAAAAAUCCAGAAUUCGAUAUAGAGAUGCUUUCUUAAGGGGAACUGCUAAACGAAAACGUUUCGAAAUGAUGAGUGGACGGAGGGGGAACGGGGGAUGAGAGUUUAUUUUUCGAAGAGGGAGAGGGGAAUGAAACCUGAAAAAUUCUGCGCUCGAAAUCCUGUAGAAAUGUAAUUUUUGCUAAACGAAGCCUGUAAGAAAAAAACUAAUCAUCGCUGCAAAGAGGAAAUUUUAUGGUCUGCAAUUUUGUUUCUAUUCAUUUUUCUCGCAGCAUCUUUAGUUUCUCAUCAAAAUUGAAUUUUUGUUUUAAAAAUUUGAAAUAUUUCUGAAGAAUUAAAUUUUUUGAAAUAUUUUGAGCAAAAAAUAAAAAAGCUCAACUUUACUGUACGAUUUUUUUGUAAAAAUUUUACUUUUGAGACACCCUGUAUAUUUCCAAAACGCUUCAUACGUUCUGUUUGUUAUUUUUAAAAAAGUUUUGAAAAAACAAGGUUCUACUCGUAAGUACCAAAAAAAAAAAAAAAAUUGAAAAGAAACAAAUUUGUGAAUUAUAAAAUUUCUACUCUGA